AGGGACCCAGGCAGGGGCCUCUGGCUCCCGACGCUGGCCGAGAGGUGAUGAGUGAGGUCGGAAGAUCGCAAGAUUUAAAAAGCAUCUGGAGUCUCCGUGUUGAAAGACCCAGUGCAAAGGCAUCACCAUGAACACGAGCAUUCCUUAUCAGCAGAAUCCUUACAAUCCCCGGGGCAGCUCCAGUGUCAUCCAGUGCUAUCGAUGUGGAGACACCUGCAAAGGGGAGGUGGUUCGCGUCCACAAUAACCAUUUCCACAUCAGAUGCUUCACCUGUCAAGUGUGUGGCUGUGGCCUGGCUCAGUCAGGCUUCUUCUUCAAGAACCAGGAGUACAUCUGCAUCCAGGACUACCAGCAACUCUACGGCACCCGCUGUGACAGCUGCCGGGACUUUACCACGGGCGAGGUCAUCUCUGCGCUGGGCCGCACCUACCACCCCAAGUGCUUCGUGUGCAGCUUGUGCAGGAAGCCUUUCCCCAUUGGAGACAAGGUGACCUUCAGUGGGAAGGAAUGUUUGUGUCACACAUGCUCCCAGUCCAUGACGAGCAGUAAGCCCAUCAAGAUCCGUGGACCAAGCCACUGCACUGGGUGCAAGGAGGAGAUCAAGCACGGCCAGUCACUCCUGGCUCUGGACAAGCAGUGGCACGUCAGCUGCUUCAAAUGCCAGACCUGCAGCAUCAUCCUCACCGGGGAGUGCAUCAGCAAGGAUGGCGUUCCAUACUGCGAGUCUGACUACCACUCCCAGUUUGGCAUUAAGUGCGAGACUUGUGACCGAUACAUCGGCGGCAGGGUCUUGGAGGCAGGAGGGAAGCACUACCACCCAACCUGUGCCAGGUGUGUACGCUGCCACCAGAUGUUCACCGAAGGAGAGGAGAUGUACCUCACAGGCUCUGAGGUUUGGCACCCCAUCUGCAAACAGGCAGCCCGGGCAGAGAAGAAGUUAAAGCAUAGGUGGACGUCUGAAACUUCGAUCUCACCCCCUGGAUCUAGCAUCGGGUCACCCAACCGAGUCAUCUGCGACAUCUAUGAGAACCUGGACCUCCGGCAGAGACGGGCCUCCAGCCCAGGAUACAUCGACUCCCCCACCUACAGCCGGCAGGGCAUGUCCCCCACCUUCUCCCGCUCUCCUCAUCACUAUUACCGCUCCGCUGGAGAAAGUAACAUCUACCGGAAACCCCCGAUCUACAAACGGCAUGGUGAUUUGUCAACAGCAACCAAGAGCAAAACAAGUGAAGACAUCAGUCAGGCCUCCAAGUACAGUCCAGCCUACUCGCCAGACCCCUACUAUGCUGCGGAGUCUGAGUACUGGACCUACCACGGGUCCCCCACAGUGCCCAGAGCCAGAAGGUUCUCAUCUGGAGGAGAGGAGGACGAUUUUGACCGCAGCAUGCACAAGCUCCAGAGUGGAAUUGGCCGACUAAUUCUGAAGGAAGAGAUGAAGGCCCGGUCCAGUUCCUACGCGGAUCCCUGGACCCCACCCCGGAGCUCCACCAGCAGCCGAGAGGCCCUGCACACAGCUGGCUAUGAUAUGUCCCUAAAUGGCUCCCCUCGGUCCCACUACCUGGCUGACAGCGACCCCCUCAUCUCCAAAUCUGCCUCCCUGCCUGCCUACAGAAGAAACGGGCUGCACAGGACACCCAGCGCAGACCUAUUCCAUUACGACAGCAUGAACGCUGUCAACUGGGGCAUGCGAGAGUGCAAGAUCUACCCUUAUGAACUGCUCCUGGUGACCACAAGAGGGAGAAACCGACUGCCCAAGGAUGUGGAUCGGACGCGUUUAGAGCGCCACCUGUCCCAGGAAGAGUUCUACCAAGUCUCCAGCAUGACCAUCUCCGAGUUUGACCGGCUGGCCCUCUGGAAGAGGAAUGAACUGAAGAAGCAAGCCCGGCUGUUCUAGGCAGAAGCUCUAUAAAUAUAUAUGCAUUUA
Molecule: messenger RNA, 1924 nt
Organism: Lagenorhynchus albirostris (white-beaked dolphin)
Lineage: Eukaryota; Metazoa; Chordata; Mammalia; Artiodactyla; Delphinidae
Product: actin-binding LIM protein 3-like
Exons: 1
Coding region: 128-1894 (588 amino acids)
Biological process (GO): lamellipodium assembly; cilium assembly; cytoskeleton organization
Cellular component (GO): actin cytoskeleton; stress fiber
Molecular function (GO): actin filament binding
Source: RefSeq, a predicted model, not a curated record